This is a messenger RNA of Dendronephthya gigantea, 1663 nucleotides long. Its product is annotated as kelch-like protein 40. The transcript has 2 exons. Gene Ontology annotation, molecular function: zinc ion binding; protein binding. The coding region runs from base 77 to 1597 and encodes 506 amino acids. The record is from RefSeq and is a predicted model, not a curated record. NCBI's taxonomy places the organism in Eukaryota, Metazoa, Cnidaria, Anthozoa, Malacalcyonacea, Nephtheidae.
UGAAGAAAGGUUUGUGAACCAAAUCGAUCGAAAUUUUCAUUGUCAUAUUUGCUUCAACGUCUUGAAAGAGCCGGUUAUGUGUUCGAGAAACCAGCAUUCGUUUUGCCGUUGUUGUAUUACGAAACAUCUGGAAAAUUCUCAAACAUGUCCAACGUGUGCUGAUGAACUAACCGUAGAGACUUUGAUUGAACCACCACGAAUGGUAAAAGAUUUUUUAAAUGAAUCAAAAAUUCGUUGCGUUUACAUCGACAGAGGUUGUCAAGAAGUUGUAGAAUUGCAGCAUCUUGACCGUCAUGAAGAUACAUGUGGAUAUACACCAGCCGUUUGUACAAACCAAGGCUGUGGUUUAAUUGUCAACAAGCGUGAUCUUAUUCACCAUGAAAGUGAAGUCUGUGAAUUCCGAAAGUUGAAGUGUCACUCGUGCGGAGAAAUGACGAAAACUUUGGCAGAUAUGGAGGAAAGAAUCGCGAAUAUCGAGAAGAAUAUCGAGAAGUUUAAUACAACAGUUGAAAUUAAAAUAACAAAUUUAGACAGAAAAAUAGACAAAAACACGGCAGAUAUAAAAGCAGAUAUAGAAGGAAAACACGAAGCGGUUAACAACAAAGUCGAUGGAUUGAAAACAGCUUUGGUCAGAGCUUUUGAUGAAAUUAAGGACGUUCUUAUCACGAUGGAGGGCAAGAUAGAAGAAAACACAAGAAAAGUAAGAAAUAGACCAAGUGGUGAUAAGGAAAAUAUAAUCGUUGCUGGAGGUGAUUGGACUAACUCUGUAGAGAUGUUUAACUGGCGUCAAAGAACAUGGUCGCCAUUACAAUCAAUGCCAGAGAAUCGUUGGGCAGCAACUUCAUUUAUUUAUAACAAUCAUAUGACUAUAGCUGGGGGUGAAUGUCGUUGGUCUGGCAUUGUUGAUGAUAUGAUUAGAAUGAAUAUUGACCCAAACCCUGAUCUCUCAACACACUGGAGUGACUGUCCUGUUAAACUACCUGAUAAGUUGAAAUACCACAGCAGUGUGCUGUAUAAUGAUCAGUUGAUAGUCUCUGGAGGUUAUAAAGGAAAUGGUUCAUCUGAUUUGAUCAGAUCACUCCAGCUUGUUCCUCCCUAUACUGUGAUGACCUUAUCAAGAAUGCCAGAACGAAGACAAAAUCACAGCAUGGAAAUAUUUGAUGAUCAUUUGUUGAUGGUUGGUGGAAGUACAACUGGCUAUAACAAAGACAACCUCAGCAGUGUUGUACUGUACGAUAUAAAGAAGAAUGAGCUGAAACAGUUGUCACCACUGCCGUAUGAAGUGAGUGCUAUGGCAACUGUGAGAUGGGGAGACAACAUUGUUGUUAUUGGUGGCAUUGACAAACAUGGCAAGUUAUUAGAUAAAGUUAUCAUUUACAAUGUCAAGACAAAACAAAGUCACAUGCUGCCAUCAAUGAGAUGUAAGAGGAGGGGAUGUACUGCAGUUUUUAUUGAAAACAACAUUGUAGUCCUGGGAGGGGAGAGUGAGCAAGCACUGCUAACGUCAGUUGAAGGUUUCAACUUUGAAAGGUAUUCUUGGGAAGAACUUCCAGAAAUGUCUGAAGCAAGAUACUUGCACACUGCUGUUGUUGCGUGAACAAUAUGUAAGGUAUUAAGUGAAAACUCCUAACACAUUAUGAACAAUUAAAAUUAACUAUAAGAU